AAACAAUAGGCAGCCCGGGGCAGUUGUUUUUUGUUGGCGGCAGGAACUCACUCUGAGAAGAGACAAAUUAAGCCUGCUGCUUAAACAAGAUUUCCUUUGUAGGCUAUACACUAAACAGGAUGCAUCAGUUUGAGUCCUCUCAUGGUACUUGGAAGGCCUACGAACAAUUCCUUCUCCAGUCUCUGAGAUGAACUGAAUAUUUUCUCGUCAAAGCGAGUAGUAUUUUAUAAUUAAUGAUACUGACGGGAUGAUGCGCGUACUGAUUCUGAUGUUAUCCUGUUUUGUCUCUGGCGGGACCGACCGGGUGAGCACAACAUGCAUCCCCGAGGCUUGUCUCACGUUGCAUUUGGAGAAAAAACGCUUUGAAAAUGCUUCAGAAGACUGUAUCAAUAAUGGCGGCAAUUUGGUUACUAUGAGAAAUGAAAAUGAACUUCAGAGCAUCAAAUCGGUUCUUUCAGCAGCAGGAGAAUACAACAUACUUAAUUCUAAAGUUUGGAUCGGACUUAAGCUGCAGAAAACAAACUGCACCGAUUUCACUGAGGAGUUAAAGGGCUUCAGAUGGACGUCAAAGCCAACCAAUUCCGAAUAUUCCAACUGGAAAAAGACACCUUUGCGCACGUGCACGGAAAAAAGGUGUGUGUCGAUUUCACUGGCAGAUGGUCUCCAGUGGUCAGAUGGCUCAUGUAGAGACAGUGCAUUUUAUAUGUGCAAAUUUAUCUUCAAAGGAAUGUGCAAACCAAUAGAGUUUGAAGAACCAGGUGAUGUCAAAUAUAAUGUUCCGUUCUUACUUAAACCGCUACGUCCAAAUGAAAGGUUGGCGAUGUUACCACAUGGGACAUGGGCUGAAAUACAAUGCAGUGGCUCGGAAGAUGCAGAAACUUUUGUCUCCAUUUGUCUCAACAAUAACUCUCUUUUUGGCUGGAAACCUGAACGUUUUUGCACACAAAAUAAAAGUUGCAAAAACAGAGGCUGUGAUCACGGUUGUUUUGAGACUGCAGGAGCAGGUGUUCAUUGUGAAUGUCGUGAAGGCUAUUACCUCAUGGAUGAUAAAGUGAGUUGUGCUCCUAGAAUUAACUGCAAAAAUUCACCUUGCGAAUCAAAGUGUGUACCGACUCCCACUGGGUUUUCAUGCAAAUGCUUGGAUGGAUUUAAUUUGGCUGAAGACAAGGUCAGUUGCAUUGAUAUCAAUGAAUGUCAGCAACAUAUGUGCGGUGAACACAGGUGUCGAAACACUCCGGGAAGCUAUUUUUGUGAGUGUAAACCUGGUUUCAGGCUUGUUGCUGGCAAAUGUGAAGACGUGGAUGAAUGCACCGAAUUCAGAUGUCAGCAGGGCUGUCUCAAUUCAGAGGGGUCAUUCUCUUGUUACUGCCACGCAGGAUACAGUUCAUCAUCAAACAAUAGCAGGAAAUGUAUAGAUAUCAAUGAAUGUGUAAGUAGACCGUGUGAAGACAACUGCCACAAUACCUUGGGUAGUUUCAAAUGUUCCUGUAGGGAAAACUUCCUUUUGGCUAAAAAUGGCAUCAGCUGUAUCCCGUAUCCCAUAGAGAAAAUACAAAUCACUCCAUCUCCAGAUCAUAGUGGUGUGUUCAUCACUAAAAUGAGUCAGUCGCCUGUCACUUCUGGACCGUCAACAAUCAACACCCCUCUACUUAACAUGACAAACACUAAAGCGGACAGUAAACGCAAAGAAAGUUUUCUCGGAAGUUAUGUGAUGUUGGUGUGCGUCUUGGGUUCAGUUAUUCCAUUGACUGUGAUCACUGUGCUCAUCAUGUCUGUCUUUGUUAUCCACCGAUGGAAUCGUUCAAGAAAAGCCGCUUUGAAAAAUGCCAACGCUGACAACUACUGCUGGGUUUCAUCUGGAAUUGACAAUGAACAUAAAAAGAACAACAGCCAACUGAAUGAUUAAAUGAAGCCAAAAUAUAAACGUUUAGUUUUUGUCAGCAUCAAAUUCAAAGGUUAAUUUACUCAAAUGCUGUUUUCCUAAUUUUAAUGUCCUUUUUAUAGCCUACACUAGUUCAAUUAUUAUUAAUUUUAUUAUUAUUUGUGACUUGUGUACUUUAAACUGCAAUUCCAUAAUUAUCCGGAGGGGGUUC
This is a messenger RNA of Carassius carassius (crucian carp), 2093 nucleotides long. Its product is annotated as complement component C1q receptor-like. Gene Ontology annotation, molecular function: extracellular matrix protein binding; extracellular matrix binding; calcium ion binding. Gene Ontology annotation, cellular component: extracellular matrix; external side of plasma membrane. Gene Ontology annotation, biological process: cell migration. The coding region runs from base 248 to 1906 and encodes 552 amino acids. NCBI's taxonomy places the organism in Eukaryota, Metazoa, Chordata, Actinopteri, Cypriniformes, Cyprinidae. The record is from RefSeq and is a predicted model, not a curated record. The transcript has a single exon.